Messenger RNA from Cynoglossus semilaevis (tongue sole), 805 nucleotides. RefSeq names its product transmembrane protein 100-like. Bases 287 to 805 code for a protein of 172 amino acids. NCBI's taxonomy places the organism in Eukaryota, Metazoa, Chordata, Actinopteri, Pleuronectiformes, Cynoglossidae. Gene Ontology annotation, biological process: cellular response to BMP stimulus. Gene Ontology annotation, cellular component: plasma membrane. The transcript is spliced from 2 exons. The record is from RefSeq and is a predicted model, not a curated record.
CAGCAGCAGCAGCAGCAGCAUUAACCACAGAAAAAGCUCCGCACAUGAAGCUGCACUGACUAAGAAAAGAUUCCAUGCUGACUGAAAAUCCUCGCUCCUCUCAUUGCGUUUCUCUAACCGGACAUUACAAACAAGUGGCAAAUGUUGAGUUGAGUGCAGCAGCAGAGGCAGCAGAAGCAGCAACAGCAGGACCACUUCAGGCACUCAAACUCAAAAAGACUUCAGAGGAACUUCUUGUAAAGUCAUAAAGAUCAAACCAGCUGUUCUUAGAUUGUUCCACUCCAGGAUGGGUUGUUCUUCAGGUCGCCAGCCUCCAGCCUCGGUCUUUCACCCCGACUUGGAUCGUAACGAGACCAACACUUUGCCUCAGGACUCGGAGAAUCAGAAUCAACUUAUGAACGGUAUUGGAGAAGGAGCAGUAGGUGAGGAAGAAGAAAGAGGUGGUGAAGAAGAAGAAGAAGAAGAAGAGGGUGAAAACGGGAGCUCUGGAAGAGACCGAGACCCCAAACCUCCAGAGACUCUACCCACACUGGAGCGUCUGGCUCAGGCUACAGGUGGGACAGAAAAGUCCUGGUACCGAUGCGUGUUCCCCUUUGGUGUCAUCUCCCUGGUGAUCGGCAUGGCAGGAACCGGAGUGACAUUCACCUUCAACACACUCCUCCAGACCAAGGUGGUGUCGGUGGCACUGCUGUGUGCUGGUGUGCUGAUGCUGCUGGUGGCUGCCGUUUGCUGGAGGACUCACAGACUGAGGAGGAGGAAGAAGAAGGAAGGAGGCUUCUUCACCGCCGAUCAAGGGACUUUGUGA